GGCAGGGCGUGGGGCUGUUGGCCAAGGGACUGGGAGAGGGUUAGGAGUCUCAGGCGGGUUCAGAGGGCACCCCACACAGACGGUGAGAACAGGGGCCUGGUGGAGGCAAUGGUUGGUGGAGCAUUGGAGAGGCUGGCGGGACUGCAGUGUCUCCGAGAAGCACGAAGGGGCGGUGUCCAGCUGUGCCCAGGAGGGGAGGGGGGCUGGGUGCCAUUUACAUCACCUGGCGGCAGGCAGAGGUGAGUGGGCACGCUCUGAUGAAUUCCUGGGCACCCACCCAUCAUACAGCUGCCUGCGGGAGGGUGGAUUGGAUGGCGUGGAGGCUGUGGAGAAAGAGUCCAAGAGUCCAUUCUUCCUGGACCUCGGCCCUCCCCUGGCCGGGGGAGGUAGGAGCCAUAAACACGGGAGGGCUUGGGCCACUGUGCCUCCUGGGAGAGGGGCUAAAGGCCAGAAGUUUGGUGCUGCAGAGCCAGGGUCCUGGUUGGGAAGUGACCAGACUGGUGGAGAAGCAGGGCAUGCCCGGGCCGGCAUCUGUCCAGCCAGGGAGGGGGUGAGUAUGUGGGCGGCACCAAGAGUAUGGACAGGCCUGCUGGUGGCACCAUUGGGUGAGCAGGACACUUGCUUUCUGGUGGGACUAUGCCUGGAGAGGGUCCCCAGAGGAGGCUGCUGGGUGCCCUCAAUGCCACACCCCCAGCCACCCCCAACCUUGGGCUGGCCACCAACCAGAUGGGCUCCCGGUGCCUGGAGGUGUGAAUCCCCAAUGGGCUCUUUCUUGGCAUUGGGCUGGUGAGCCUGCUGGGGAACAUGCUGGUGGUGGCCACCGCUGCCGAGAACCACAGCCCACUGCCCACGUACUUGCUCAUAGGCUGCCUGGCCGUGUCCUGCCUGCUGGUGAGCAUGAGCAGCUUGUUGGGGACGGUUGUCACACUGCUGCUGGAGGUAGGCACCCUGGCCACCCAGGCUGCCAUGGCACAGCAGCUGGCCAGCGUCCUCAACCUGCUCACCUGUGGCUCCUGGGUGUCUGGCCUCUGCUUCCUGGCUGCCAUAGUUGUGGACCUUGACCUCUGCGUGGACCUUGAUCUUCUCUGUGCCCUGUACCACAGCAUCGUGACGCUGCCCAGGUGUGACACGGCCGUCAGGGUGGCCAGUGUCAUCUCCAGCACCCUCUUCGUCACCUCCUGUGCCCACACGGCCAUCCUGCUGGGUCUCGUCAGCCUCCCCGUGGCCAUGUUGGUGCUCACACACAGCCCCGUGCUGCAUGGCAGGCAGUGCCUGGCCCUCCAGGGCUCUGGCCUCCAGGGCUCAGCCAUGUGCACCACCCUGCUGAGCAGCUUCCUCCUCUGCUGGGGCCCCUUCUCCCUGCACCUUUUGCUCAUUGUCCUGUGUCCUCGACACCCCACCUGCCACUGUGUCUUCAAGAACUGGCACCUCUGUCUGGCCCUUGUCAUCAUCUGCAAGGUCAUCGUGGACCCUGUCCACGCCUUCCACAGCCAGCAGCUCUGGAAGACACUCUGAGAGGCGCUGCUGUGCUCCCCAGGAGGGGAGGGCGGGUGCUGGGCCAAGGGAGGUGUGGCUGCCAAGCCUGACUGCCGUGUGGCUGGCACAGCUACCUGCCGAAGAGGGCAGACUAGAAGGUCUCCGGAGGUGUGGCCACACAGACCCACUGGGGCCAAAGAGGGAUCAGAAUGAAUGUCGGGGAGUUGGGGGGAGGCGGGCACAGGGCAGGCCCGGCUCCCUGACAGACACGCCCACUCUGGAAGGGCCCUGCCUGAACCCAGAGGCAGGUAAGGACCCACCUGGGCCCCACCCACCAGGAUGAAGAGUCUGAACCUGCAGAGGGCUGCCUCCAUGCAGCCUCCGGAGAAGGGGUCCCGUGGGGAGCAGGACCCAGACCCACAGGGCUGCUUCAGGAGGAAGUGAGGAGCUGCCCCGGGGGGAGGGCCUUGUCUGCAGGAGUGGCAGUGGGAGAGUGGGGCGGAUCUCCUCUGGGCUUCCUGUGCAGGGAGAGCUGGGGCCCGGCCCGUUUGCACCACAAGCACCCACAUGUAGUGCCAGCCAGCACCUGCUCAAGGCCAAGGCCAUCUGUCUGAAGCAGUGACUAGCACCCAGGGUCUCAGGGCUGGGAAGUGUCUGGUAAUAAAUGCUGUACUUGGAGCAGCCUCAUCA
Molecule: messenger RNA, 2166 nt
Organism: Phyllostomus discolor (pale spear-nosed bat)
Lineage: Eukaryota; Metazoa; Chordata; Mammalia; Chiroptera; Phyllostomidae
Gene: MC1R
Product: melanocortin 1 receptor
Biological process (GO): G protein-coupled receptor signaling pathway
Cellular component (GO): membrane
Molecular function (GO): melanocyte-stimulating hormone receptor activity
Source: RefSeq, a predicted model, not a curated record